Messenger RNA from Notothenia coriiceps (black rockcod), 868 nucleotides. RefSeq names its product replication protein A 30 kDa subunit-like. The annotation marks the transcript as partial. The transcript is spliced from 3 exons. Gene Ontology annotation, cellular component: chromosome, telomeric region; DNA replication factor A complex; site of double-strand break. The record is from RefSeq and is a predicted model, not a curated record. Gene Ontology annotation, biological process: nucleotide-excision repair; DNA replication; double-strand break repair via homologous recombination. Lineage: Eukaryota; Metazoa; Chordata; Actinopteri; Perciformes; Nototheniidae. Gene Ontology annotation, molecular function: single-stranded DNA binding.
CUGAGGGAGGAGGGAUCCAGACCGGGUUUCUUGAGGAUGGGAGUGACAGCAGCAGUUUUGAAGGCAGAGGGAACGGUUCCUUGGGACAGGGAGGAGUUGAAAAGGUUGACAAUGUAGGGGCAGAGGACGGGGAGGCAGGACUUCAGAAGAGGGGUGGGUAGAGAGUCAAGCGAGCAAGUUGUGGGUUUGGAGGAGCUGAUCAGUUGGAGUAUUUCAGGGGGGGUAACCAGAGUGAACUGGGAGAGAAUGCCGUGGGGAGGAGGGCUCGGGAGGUCAAGGGAGAUGGAGGGAGGAAUUGUGGCGGUGGAUGUUGGGGGAGAUGUUUGUGUGUCAGAUGCAGCGGAUAGGGAGUGAUUAAUGGCAGUGAUUUUGUCAGAGAAAAACUGGAGGAAUUAACUGCAUGUGGAAGUGGAGGAAGAGAGGGUGUCAGCACGGGGUUUGAGGAGCUUGUUGACUGUAGAGAAGAGGGUCCUGGGGUUACGGGAGGGGUCGAUGAAGAUGGUGGAGAGGUAAGCAGAUUUUGCGGCAUUGAGGGCGUCUCUGUAGGUAGUGAGAUGGAGUUUGUAGGAAUCAUGGAAUCAAUUAUAAUAUCAUGUUUCCCACAGGACUGUACUCCCCUGGUGUUUGCUUCUCCUGGAUCUUAUGUGAAAGUUAUUGGAAGUCUGCACAGCUCUACUGGUGAAAGGUCAUUGCAGGCCAAACACAUCCGAGUUAUCACAGACCUGAAUGAGAUCACAUCCCACAUGCUGGAGGUGGUGCACGCUCACAUGCAGAUUUUUAAAAAGAAAUUUGAUGUGAACAUGAACAUCACUGUGGUCCCAUCAGAGGAUUUGCCCUCCGUCCAGGGUCAGGUGAGUCUGUUGAAAGG